AUAAAAUUUUCUCAAGCCUCUCGCUAUUAAAGUGCAAAAUCACAGAAAACAUAUUUGCUUCUUUUUUCAUUUUUAGAGAGAGAGAGAGAGAGAGAGAAACAGGGAGAGAGAGAGGAAGAGAGAAGCUCAGGAUCCUCUCAGAUCGGACCGGAAUUCAUUUGGAUUCUGAGAAUAUUGCAAUUUUUGCAAUUUGAUGGGACGGGAACUUACAGAUUAAGAAAUGGAUAGGAAGCCGAACGGUGUUGUAGUGAACUCAAAUGGUGUCUCUUAUGAUAAAGUCCAUGCUCUUCCUAAAACUUCAGGACAUAGUGUUGAAGCAAAGGACUAUAAGGAGAAGGAAUGCGGUGCUGAAGAUUCAGUUGUUAAGAACCAUAACGAGAAACAAGACGUUCUUGGUGUCAAAAGCACAAAUUUUGAUACUGACCAAUCUGAGGCUAAAAAUGAAAAACCUGGUGCUGAGAAGUCAAGCGAGGAUAAAAAUUUCAGCUUCCCUGCUUCGAAAUCUGGUGGAACCAGAAAUGCAUGGGGGCAUCAUACUGUCCCACAGCCAUUUGCUUUGGCAACUGAAAAACGCGCUGGUGUGAACACUUCAACGAACGUGAAUAAUUUGAGCUCCCCUAUCGCUACGAAGAAUUCACAGCUGAAUUCACCUUCUACAGCAAGGAAACCAUUGCACCCUGAUAAUAAGAAGCUUCCUGAUGAAGAAGAUAAUUGGUCUGUCGCAUCCUCUACUGCUGCAUCAGUGAGAACUGUUAAAUCUGUAACCAUUGGAACAGCUCCUACCUUUAGAUCUGCUGAACGUGCAGAGAGACGAAAGGAGUUUUACUCAAAACUCGAAGAAAAGCACCUAGCUUUGGAAGCAGAGCGGAAUCAGGCUGAGGCAAGGUCCAAGGAAGAGCAACAAGCAGCCAUCAAACAGCUUAGAAAGAGCAUGGUGGUCAAAGCAAAACCCGUUCCUAGUUUCUACUAUGAACCACCUCCACCUAAGGUUGAACUCAAAAAGCUGCCACUGACUCGGCCAGUGUCACCAAAACUAAACCGGAGAAAGAGCUGCAGUGAUGCAAUCCAGUCAUCUAAAGAUGAGGUGGGGAAACAUUGUGCUCGGCAUCGACACAGCUUGGGUUAUCACAAAGAAGAUUUGAAUAUCGCCGUCAUAGCCAAAACAAAGGUUCAGAAUGGUAAACAGAACACGAAUGGCAUUCACAAGUCCAAAGACAGAUCUAAACAGGAACAUGUUACAGCAAGAGCGGUUCCUGACAUGAUCAUUGAGGAGACAAACGAAGACAUCUCAGUUGAGUCAUAAACAGCUGGUUUUUACUAACUCUAAAGUGGGGGAAAUAUUUUGAAUUUCCUUAGUUACUAUAUUGGAUGUUUUGAGAGGAGUAGCCUGCUUCUUUUUCAGCUGCAACGACUUUUUUAAGUGAUUUGUGUCAAUGUGAAUUGUAUAUGUUUUGUAAGUUAUAUAAUCGCAUAUCAUGUUAUAUAUAAAAAGAGUUGAUGAUUCUAUUUUGGACCAAA
Molecule: messenger RNA, 1518 nt
Organism: Hevea brasiliensis (rubber tree)
Lineage: Eukaryota; Viridiplantae; Streptophyta; Magnoliopsida; Malpighiales; Euphorbiaceae
Product: protein WVD2-like 2
Exons: 7
Coding region: 221-1303 (360 amino acids)
Biological process (GO): microtubule cytoskeleton organization
Molecular function (GO): microtubule binding
Source: RefSeq, a predicted model, not a curated record